Messenger RNA from Dermochelys coriacea (leatherback sea turtle), 1537 nucleotides. RefSeq names its product testis expressed 47 (gene TEX47). Lineage: Eukaryota; Metazoa; Chordata; Testudines; Dermochelyidae. Bases 62 to 814 code for a protein of 250 amino acids. The record is from RefSeq and is a predicted model, not a curated record. The transcript has 7 exons.
CCUCGACCAGGGCGCCCCUCCCCCCGCGCGCGCCCCCGUUCUGAGGCGCUCGGCGGCCGCCAUGUCGGGCGCCCACCCGUGGCGGAGGAAGGGGUCGGUCCGGGCCGAGUCCCUGGUGCCCGCCCUGCUCCCGCGCAGCAACCUGCUCCGCGCCCUGGAGGAGAAGCGGCGGCUGAAGUUCCUGCUGCACAGGUUAUUUUUUGUUGCCAAGCUAUCAGAAAGAGCAGACAGGCGAGAGGUUACAGGUUACCAUGAAAGACUGUUUCAGAACAUAUUAAAAUACCACCUAGGAGAACCAGUCUCAGGUCUACUUCUCCUCUAUCCCAGCUCCAUUCUUCAUAUACUAGAGUCCUCCAGCGGCACAUUAUAUCAUAUCCUCCAAGAUCUAGCUUCUCUUCAGAAGCAAGGUUCCAGUGCUUUGUUACAGGAAAUUAAGAUUUUAGUGGUGUCACAUAACAUCCCAACCAGGCUCUUCCUGCAGUGGUAUGUCACAAUGGUGAUACUGCCUGUGACAUACCUAGAAGAUGUGACACAAUCACAGUCUACAGAAGAGGUGGUCACUGAAUGUCUUACACUCCUCCUCAAACUGGGAACAUAUCUUUCAAAGACUUUUAAGGUGAGCAGUAAGGGACUCGGUGACAAUCUACACACCCUUGUCCCAGAACUUCUAAUCCCAGCAGAAACAAUUAAUUACUUGUGCAAGGCAAAAGAAUUUAUGAGUCCAGAAGCAUUUCUGAAAAUGUAUAAUAAUCCUUUACAGCCUGCCAUGGCUUCAGAAACUGUGUGGCCUACCCCUUGUCACUUGUAUCCAUGAUGCACCAAACUAAAGUACUUCCUCCUUAGCAUUAUCUCAUGUUUUCAUUAUUUACAAAACACCCUUCAAGGCCCCUUUGAAUUCUAAGUGUAACAAAGUGAACAAGCUACCAUGAAUGCUAGAUCCACUUAUCUUUUAGAGAGCAUGCACUUUUAACCUGACAUUCUUCCUGGAGAGCAGAAGUAUGAAGGAGGAGCUUCCAUGCAGUAGAAGAGGAUCAGGAAGAGGGCUUCAAUGUAAAUCAUGUGUUAUCUGCCAUAUAAAAUGUGAAUAAAUAGACUUUCAAGGACAGUGUGAAACUAUGGAAUGCAACAAUCACUGUACAUGAGUUAUACCAAAAAAUUCAGAGGCAGGGUCAAAUAGACAUGGGUAGUAUAUGAGCUUGUAUACAGAAGAAUACAAAUUAGGACGAUCAUACAAGUAUGAUUAAAGGUCUAGAAAACAACCUAGAUAAUACUUAGCCCUGCCUAUGAGUGCAGGAGACUAGACUAGACAACAUCUUGAGGUCCCUUCCAGUCCUAGUAUUCUCUCUCUCUCUCGCAAUAGUCUAUGAAAGAUAGAUCAGUUGAGCACUCAGCUGUACUUUCUGUGGCUGAAUAAAUAAUGGGCACCAGGUCUCAGAUGUAGCCACUUUAAAGAGUAGCAGUUAAAGCUCAGCAUUGAAGUCCUAGUGUGUUUUCAGUGGAUCACAAAAAUGCAUGGAGAAGUUAGUUAUAUUUGGAU